Messenger RNA from Alternaria metachromatica, 3633 nucleotides. RefSeq lists its product as uncharacterized. The transcript is spliced from 3 exons. The record is from RefSeq and is a predicted model, not a curated record. Lineage: Eukaryota; Fungi; Ascomycota; Dothideomycetes; Pleosporales; Pleosporaceae. Gene Ontology annotation, molecular function: protein binding; phosphorelay sensor kinase activity. The coding region runs from base 1 to 3633 and encodes 1210 amino acids. Gene Ontology annotation, biological process: phosphorylation; phosphorelay signal transduction system.
AUGGGUCAACAUUUGGACAGCCGCGAGGAGACCAAGACGGACCGCUAUGGGAUGAGGAGAGAACGCGACGUACUUCUCCUUUAUGGCGCAGCCUUCCGCAACAUCCCCCAGGUUAACAACCUGGAAAACCAUGUACCUCGCCUGUCUCUAGACUCGACACUGACAGCCUUGUGCCAACUUACGGCCAUCCGUAUGGGGGCGCAACGGUCCAUGAUAUCGCUCAUCGACGACGAACGACAACAUAUACUCGCAGAGGCAACUCGUGACUUACCCUUACGACCAGAAGCGCCAGGUGAUGCUCCAAAAGACCUUUGGCUCGGAAAUGUUAGCACUCCGCGGAGCUGGGGCCUAUGUGAAAAGGUCUUGGAAUUGGACCGGCAUGAUCACCCAGUCUUUGUCAUCAAUGAUCUUACUACAGAUCAAAGGACAUGUCUUCGCACCGACGUCCAAGGGAAUUCCGACAUGCGCUUCUACGCCAGCGUCGCGUUGAUGUCUCCGAACGGCGCAGUAGUUGGAACGCUUUGUAUCUUCGACAAUAAGGCUCGAGAAGGUUUUUCCAAAGAGGAAAUCACUUUGUUCAAGGACCUGGGCUCUACGGUCAUUAAUUACCUGAACACAUACACGAUCAGGGACAAGUACAGGCGAGGGGAGCAGUUCACCCGCGGUCUCGUCUCAUUUGCUGAAGGCGCCUCUUCUCUCGCUCCGUUUGAUGGUGAAUCUCGGCACAAUUCGAUGGCAGUCUCCCAAACAUUGUGGGAUCCAUCAUCCACAUCAUCGCGAGAUGAGAAGGACAGAGCACCUACGGAUAGGGCCACGACUGCGCAAGAAAGAGACGAGUUGCACCAGACUGUUCCCAACCAAUCACUAUCAGCAAGACCGAAGGCGAGUCGUGCCAGAUCUAACCGACAUCGGUCGAUUCGGUCGCUACAGGACUCCAUCUUACCCACCGACUCAAAGUCCAUGUUCUCUCGUGCUGCAAACUUAUUGAUGAGCUCGAGCGAUCUGGAUGGAGUGCUCAUCCUCGAUGCGAGCGUUGCAGCAAGCGGGGGACAGCGUCGGAACAACAGCGCCUCAAGGAGCGAAACUGAAGCUCCCUCCGAAUCGUAUCGAUCUAGAUCUUCCAGCGAUGAAGCGAGCUCAAACAGCACCGAAGAGUAUGCCCGCGGCACUUCCUCCUCGACGUCCAAAAUGUGUCAGCUACUUGGAGUAGCCACCCCGAGCGACAAAGAGCCGGAAUAUGGGACAUUAUUGGAACCUGACCUUUCUCGCCUGUUUCACGAAUACCCACAUGGCAAGAUAUUUACUUUCAGUGCUGAAGGCGAUUCCUUAUCCUCGAGUGAGGAAGCGGUCUCGAGCCUCAAGGUUGCUGAACAUCUGUCACCUACCCCGCUAUCGAAGCGCAAGACCAACGAUCGAUCACAGCGGGGAUCGGCUGCUAUACAGGCGAUGUUUCCGAGAGCACGCAGUAUUGCUUUCAUUCCCUUUUGGGACUUUGAAAGGUCCAGAUGGUUCGCCGGCUGUCUCUGCUGGAGCAACGAUCCAUACAGAUUAUUGUCAGCAUCUGUGGACAUGGCAUAUUUCAAGAUUUUCAGUCACUCAAUCAUGAGGGAGCUCUCAAGACUAGAUGCUGCAGCCUUGGAUCAGGCCAAGUCGACGUUUAUUUCGUCUAUUUCACAUGAGUUACGUUCGCCCCUGCACGGAAUACUCGGUACGUUGGAGUUCAUCAAAGAUACGCCGCUCGACUCGUUCCAGACGAGCAUGAUGAACUCUUUGCACGCCUGCGGUACGACGCUGCUUGAUACCAUUAACCAUCUCAUGGACUACGCCAAGAUUAGCGAGGAAAAGAAGAUAGUCUCCUCGAAAAAACUGAAAAAUGAGAACACGAUACGGCUAUCUUCGAAACCAUUGAAAAGCCGACGACGAAAGGUUUCUGCGUUUGAUCUCGGGAUCGCAACCGAAGAGGUAGUGGAAGCGGUACUUUCUGGAUCUUCGUACAUUCCAGCCACGUCCAGGCUCAUGGAAGCACCCAUAUCGCCUACAGAUGAACACGCCAUGUCGUUUCCGCAACGCCGAGCACGUUUCGUCGUUUUCGAUCUGGCUUACGAUGAUGAUUGGGUCUUUUCGUUUCCAAUUGGAUCUUGGAGAAGAAUCGUGAUGAACCUGUUUGGCAACGCUGUCAAGUACACUGAAACAGGGUAUAUUCAUGUUUCCCUACGAUCCAGUAAUCUAGCAGACAACGCCGAUGCCCCUACAGCGAUCACACUCACCAUUACGGAUACUGGCUCAGGUAUGAGUUCUAGUUUUCUCGCAAACCGCCUCUUCCAUCCAUUCUCCCAGGAGAACCCUCACGCGCCAGGCACAGGCUUGGGUAUGAGUAUUGUGCGCCAAAUAAUCGACACGAACGGUGGCAAGGUUGAAGUCAGCAGUGACCGCAACGUGGGUACCAAACUCAUUGUCAAACUUGCUCUCGCCAGACCGGAGGUACCUGGUACGAUGACAGCGGAGCGAGCGCAGUUUCUGUCUUAUCUGCCGAGGCUAGAAGGCCGGAGAAUAUGCAUCCUUCGCAAGACGAUAGAGAAACCAGCUGAAGAUGACAGCCUCUCAAAGACGGACGAAGGCCUAUUACGCUUCACUAACGCACUGGUCUACACCUUGGAGACGCAUCUUAAGAUGGAAGUCGUGAAAACGAAUGAGUGGGAAGGUCAUGACGCCGACAUGGUCAUCUGUCCGGAGUUAUCCUUUGACUACCUCGCUACGAUCCGUAAACGAAGGCCCAACGGCCAGCGCGCCCCAGUGACUAUCUUUGUCGGUAUGGAUGCACUUGAAGCAGCGACCCUGCGCUCUGACGUCCGGGUCACCAACCGGGAGUCGGUAGUAGAGAUUAUCACCCAGCCAUGCGGGCCUUAUAAACUCGCCUGGGUUCUGAACCGAUGUUUGGAUCGUUACGAACACCCAGCUGAAAACUUGCAACCCACUGGUGUGUCCAGCCCACCGCCGCAGCCCAUGUGGCAGAGUCCGCCGCAACAGUCGCGUCCUUCAACACCAAUGAAGUCGAUGCAGAGUGCCAUUGAGUCUCUCGAUUCAGAAUCACUCAGACCGAUUGCUCCUUCUACAGCUGGAUCCACAGUUGCGCAGGCUUCCGUUACUUCGCCUACGUCGCCUCAAGAAGACGACCCUGUGAUAUCGCACACACUCAUCGUCGAUGAUAACCCGUUGAAUCGACGACUCCUCGUCGCAUUCAUGAAGAAGAAUGGUCUUCAAUUCGACCAGGCAUCAAAUGGACAGGAAGCUGUGGAUAAGUACCGGGAAGGACCGCGCAAGUACGAUGUCAUAUUGAUGGAUAUGUCUAUGCCGGUCAUGGACGGCAUGAGCGCUACGCGAGCCAUCCGCGAGUACGAGCGCAACAACAAACUGACAAGGUGUUCUAUUGUCGCACUUACUGGGUUAGCAUCGUCGAGCGCUAAGUUAGAAGCGUGGAGCUCAGGGAUUGAUCACUUUAUGACUAAGCCUGUCAAUUUCAAGGCGCUGGGAGACCUUCUCAAGAGCGAUGAGGUGCGGAGGCAUGCGAGACCAACAGAAGCGGGUAAUAAUGGGGCAGCAGCUGAUAUGCCUUCUGAGGAGGGUAGGACGUGA